Ostertagia ostertagi is the source of this 1572-nucleotide messenger RNA. The record is from the annotation of a GenBank genome assembly. NCBI's taxonomy places the organism in Eukaryota, Metazoa, Nematoda, Chromadorea, Rhabditida, Trichostrongylidae.
AUGUCGACUAUCAGUGUAUGUAAGGCCAACUUAACAAAAGCGCAUUCAGCGCUUGAAGCAACCAAAGGUAAGAUUCCGCAGAAUCUUAUCGACCCAUUUAACAGUAAAACAAUACCGCCCGCAGACGAGCUCCAGCGUCUUGACGAACGUCAAGAUGCCAUACGGACACACUUGUCGAACAUGCGCGCAGCGUUACGCACGGUACGAGAAAGACAUCAAGCAUUUCUAGAUUUCAUAAACAAAUCUACUGAUCCAGAAAACGACAACGCAGCGUACAUGGACUACAUGCAACAGUCCAAAAUCGAGGACGCAACUGUUGCUGCCGACAACCUUAUACACGUACUCCAUACUAAUCUAGAAGAGGCUUGCGCACGCCUUGAAAGAUUGCGGUCAACAAUCGCACCCAAUCAACAACAAGAACACGAUCGAAGCCAACACGAACUGGAAGUGGAGGCAACUCCUCAAAUUGGGGACUAUGAAAGGACACAGCCGCACUAUCCCCAAAUGACUUCGAGGGACAUCCCAAGUUAUAACGCAGCAGACACCCACUAUGCCUUAUUAGGUAAUCAGCACGCAGCAGGCCAACCAACGAUUCAGUUGGGCAAAUUAACCCUCGAACCCUUUACAGGAGAUAUCACGCAGUUUCAGCGUUUUUGGCGCGCAUUCGAAGUCGCAGUCCACAAUGAUUCCUCAAUCAGCGCAACUUACAAGUUCCUCUACCUGCAAAGCUUGCUUAAAGGGGAAGCGCAAAUUGUGUUGCAAGACAUGGACCCAGAUGAGUGCAACUAUUACGAGCUAAUUUGGGUUAGGCAGUUACCACCUCCUGCCUCAGCGACUAUUCAUGUCGACUAUCAGUGUAUUAAAACAAUACCGCCCGCAGACGAGCUCCAGCGUCUUGACGAACGUCAAGAUGCCAUACGGACACACUUGUCGAACAUGCGCGCAGCGUUACGCACGGUACGAGAAAGACAUCAAGCAUUUCUAGAUUUCAUAAACAAAUCUACUGAUCCAGAAAACGACAACGCAGCCUACAUGGACUACAUGCAACAGUCCAAAAUCGAGGACGCAACUGUUGCUGCCGACAACCUUAUACACGUACUCCAUACUAAUCUAGAAGAGGCUUGCGCACGCCUUGAAAGAUUGCGGUCAACAAUCGCACCCAAUCAGCAGCAAGAACACGAUCGAAGCCAACACGAACUGGAAGUGGAGGCAACUCCUCAAAUUGGGGACUAUGAAAGGACACAGCCGCACUAUCCCCAAAUGACUUCGAGGGACAUCCCAAGUUAUAACGCAGCAGACACCCACUAUGCCUUAUUAGACUCAGAGAGACAAAGAGUGAUCUCAUUAGUCGAGGAGCCCUAUCACUGUGAAAUGCGACGCGUCUACGGAUCUAUCCUUAAUGCUCCGGAGCAACCAACAAACCAGAAAAAGCGCACCUUCAUCACCUUUGGAGGUCACGAAACCUCAGAAAUGACAGGUGUGGUAGAGGUGAACCUGCUCGACGCUAAGGAUCGCAUACUCAAAGUCCAUCUCACUAGCAAAGACACAGUAACAUUACCUCAAACUCCUCCG